Erinaceus europaeus (western European hedgehog) is the source of this 1924-nucleotide messenger RNA. RefSeq names its product putative tRNA (cytidine(32)/guanosine(34)-2'-O)-methyltransferase. Gene Ontology annotation, molecular function: tRNA methyltransferase activity. The record is from RefSeq and is a predicted model, not a curated record. The coding region runs from base 582 to 1418 and encodes 278 amino acids. Gene Ontology annotation, cellular component: cytoplasm. The transcript is spliced from 2 exons. Gene Ontology annotation, biological process: tRNA methylation; cytoplasmic translation. Lineage: Eukaryota; Metazoa; Chordata; Mammalia; Eulipotyphla; Erinaceidae.
GGUCCUCGGUGGGAGGGUUUCCGUAGCAGUGUUGAGCUUUGGGCUGCGAGUCUGUAUUGCUCUCUGCCCCAUUUUUCCAUCUUCUCCACCCACACCCAAGCGGCAGGCUUUCUUUGCCCCCCUAUAAUCAAUCAGCAGUAGAAUUAAUUCUCGGAGUUCGAGAGGCAGAUAAAGCAGAUAAUGGAAAUGUGUUCUAAGAACUAGUGACCAAGAUCAGCGGCUACUGUGACAGCGGCUGCACCACUAAAUUGAGUACAGCUGUUGAAAAGUACUACACAGUAUACUCAUUGGCUGCCAUUAGCUCGGAUUUAGGCAUAUUAAGGUCUGAUUGAGGAACCUCCCCCAGACUUGAUUGUUCUACUCCCCCCUCCCACUCCCCAGUGGGCCUACCACACUGUGGUCACCUUUAACUAAAUGCUACAGGUACUUGUCUUGACUAAGAACACAAACUGAAACUAUAAUUUCUCUCUAGUUUACAUUCUCACUGAAGUUUGAGUUGCUAUUGGACUGCCUUCCUUCAGCUCCUCCCUAAUCCAGAAGCCAAGUCCUCUGUGGCAGAUUCCUGACAAACAGCUUGUAAGAUGGGAUGGGCAUCAAAAUUCAAGCGUGAUGUCUGCCGCCCAGCCCAGGAGAAGGGCUGGCGUGCCGAGAGCGCCUUUAAACUGCUACAACUUGAUGAGGAAUUCCAUCUCCUCCAAGGCAUCACACGGGCAGUUGACUUGUGUGCAGCCCCUGGCAGCUGGAGCCAAGUGCUGAUUCAGAAGAUGGGGAGCCAAGGGUCUGGCCAUGUGGUAGCUGUGGAUCGUCAGGAUAUGGCUCCACUGCCAGGUGUGUUACAGAUCAAGGGGGAUAUCACUCAGCUGUCCACUGCCAAGGCAGUUGUCCAGCACUUUGAGGGUUCUCCUGCAGACCUGGUGGUAUGUGACGGAGAUCCUGAUUUAACUGGCCUGCAAGAUAUUGAUGAACAUAUGCGGACCCAGCUCCUUUUGGCGGCUCUAAACAUUGCUACACACAUAUUGAAGCCUGGGGGCUGUUUUGUGGCCAAGAUCAUCCGAGGCCGGGAUGUGACCCUGACCUACAGCCAGCUUCGAGUUUUCUUCUCCACUGUAGUCUGUGCCAAGCCCAGGAGUAGUCCCAGCUCAAGCAGUGAAGCUUUUGCUGUCUGUCAAGGUUAUGAUCCCCCUGCAGGCUUCCUACCAGAUCUGACAAAACCCCUGCUGAACCAUUCUUACGAUGCAGAUUUCAACCAAUUGGAUGGUCCCACCCGCAUCAUUGUGCCAUUUGUGACCUGUGGGCACCUGAGUGCCAAUGAUUCAGAACACUGUUACCCAUUGAAUGCAGAGGGUGACUCGAAGUGCAAGGAUGUUCUGCCCAUGCAGCCACCCAUCUUACUACCGCCCCGUGGGCCUACACAUUGAAGAAGGAGCAGCUAGCUGAGAUCUGUCCCCCAGAGUUACCCCCAUUAGCACAAUGGACGUGAUAUCCCAGUGUUCAGAAGCCCCUCUGCAUCACACCCUGCUGGCUUCCGAGAUGGAAGAUGAUGAAAUUAAUUAUUCACUUUAACCUGUUGUUAGGGGACGAGCUGACACGACUUAGAAACUGGUCUUCUGAAAGUCAUAACUUACACUAAUGAGCUUGUUUUAUAAUGUCAUUUUUUCCACAGAUCCAGAACAUACAAGUCCCAUUGGGAACCUGCAACAACCACCACAAAAAUAGCAUGAAAAUAGCAUGAAAAGAAACAUCACAGAUGUGCCCCAGGAUGUGGUGUAUUGGGUAAAGCACUGGACUCUGAAGCAUUAGAUUCAGAGUUAAAUCUCCAGAUCAUCACAUGUCUUGUGAAGUUCUGGUUCCGUCCUCUCUACUGUUCCCUCUGUCUCUGUCUAUCUCUGUCUCAUAAAUAAGCCAAAGGAAAGAAGGAAGGAGA